This is a messenger RNA of Brugia malayi, 843 nucleotides long. It is a transcript of the gene Bma-lips-7, whose product is annotated as Lipase family protein. The coding region runs from base 1 to 843 and encodes 280 amino acids. The transcript is spliced from 5 exons. Gene Ontology annotation, molecular function: lipase activity. Gene Ontology annotation, biological process: lipid catabolic process. Lineage: Eukaryota; Metazoa; Nematoda; Chromadorea; Rhabditida; Onchocercidae. The record is from RefSeq and is a predicted model, not a curated record.
AUGUUGCUGUUAUAUUUAUUGGUGAUUUUUCGUCACAUACAAGCUGAUUUUACGACACAUUUUCGUUCAUUUAUACAUACAAAUUAUGGUAUUGCUAUUGUGCAAGCAUUGGAACGCACUGAUUUGGGUACCAAUGCAAGUUUUGGUGGUAAACAAAGUGGUGAAGACGAAUUUAAUAAUCAAGCUGUUAUAUUAAUUCAUGAUAGUGGUGAGAAAAUUACUCGAUUACAGCGAAUGGUAAAUCAUUUACUUUCCAAAGGUUAUAAUCGAUCUGAAAUUUAUGGUACAACAUGGGGUGACGGUGGUUUAACAACUAAUGCAUUAAUUGAUUUAAAAUGUUCAUAUGUUAAACAAAUUAGAAGUAUGAUAAUUGCUGUUCGUCAGUAUACUGGUACACGUGUUGACGUGAUUGCAUACGGAGUGGGUUCACCAUUAGCGCGUAAAGCAAUUCUUGGCGGUGAUUGCGUUGAUACACGUGAAAUUCUCGGUCCACCACUUACGGAAUUAAUUGAUACAUAUUUGAGUGUUGCUGGUGCAAAUUACGGUAUGAUAUCAUGUUUUAUACCGAUACCGGUAGGUGCAUGCAACCGUAGAACCGGUUUACAUUGCCGGUCAACAUUUUUGCAAGAUAUUAAUGGACAAAUUUCAUAUGAAGGCACAUUCAUCUUUAGUAUUUUCUCAGAUUCUGAUGAAAAGGUUGGUUAUCGUGGUUGCAAUACAUUACUGAGUCCGAUUAGAGGUGAAACCGGAUUCGUAAAGAAGGAAUUAUUAAAUCAUGAUUUAACUAUUGAUAAGACAUAUGAAAUGCAACGAAAUUUCAUACAAAAACAGCGACCAUUUUAA